AUGUCCUCAAACUUUGACUUUACAGACAAGGCUCAGCAGACAAUAGCCGACUCUAUUCAGUUGGCCAAAGACUAUUCCAAUGCCCAAGUAACGCCCGCCCAUAUCGCAUUUGUCCUCGUAAAUGAGGGUAUGGGGGAGGCAAUGCCAGGUGCACCAACAGCAUCUGCCUCGUCCCAACAGGGGCUAUUUACCUCCGUGAUACAACGUGCGGGUGGUGAUCCGAUUGCCAUUCGUCGAGGCAUUCAGAAACUCAUCGUCCGACUACCCCAGCAAAGCCCACCGCCCGAUGAAACCAGCUUCAGCGGCACUGCUCUCAAAGUCCUCAGGGAGGCCCAGUCGCUCCAAAAGACCAUGCACGACUCUUACAUCGCUCAAGACCACCUCCUUCUCGCUUUAUUGAAGGAUUCAUCAAUAGAGGGCAUUCUGAAGGAGAACAACUUGACCCCCGCCUCCCUGAAGACUGCCAUCGAGCAAGCGCGGGGUAAUCGUCGCGUCGAAUCCAAGAGUGCUGAGCAGGGCUUCGAUGCCUUGCAGAAGUACGCUGUUGACCUCACCGCUCUCGCUGAAGAGGGAAAGCUUGACCCUGUUAUCGGCCGCGAUAACGAAAUUCGCCGUGCCAUCCGUAUCCUGUGUCGAAGGACCAAGAACAACCCCGUUCUCAUUGGUGAGCCAGGUGUCGGUAAGACCGCCAUCGCCGAAGGUCUCGCACAACGUAUAGUCAAGCGCGAUGUCCCUGCCAGUCUCAUCGCCCGACUCUAUUCUCUCGACAUGGGUGCCCUCAUGGCCGGUGCAAAGUACAAGGGAGAGUACGAGGAGCGUAUCAAAUCUGUUCUCAACGAGGUCGAGAAGGCAUCAGAAGAGGGCGGUCCUGGCGUCAUCCUUUUCAUCGACGAACUCCAUCUCAUCAUGGCCGGACGAGGCGCAGAAGGUGGCGGCAUGGACGCUGGUAACCUUUUCAAGCCUCUCUUGGCCCGCGGCAAGCUUCGUUGUAUCGGUGCUACCACCCUUUCCGAGUACCGCAAGUACAUCGAAACCGACCCCGCUUUGGAACGACGGUUCGCUCAGGUCAUUGUCAACGAACCUUCGGUUCCCGAGACCAUCAGCAUCCUUCGUGGUAUUCGUGAGAAGUACGAGGUUCAUCACGGUGUCCGAAUCCUCGACGGUGCUUUGAUCUCGGCUGCUACCCUCGCUCAUCGAUACCUCACUCAACGACGACUUCCCGACUCUGCCAUCGACCUGGUCGACGAGGCCUGUGCCAAUGCUCGAGUGCAGCGAGAAACCCAGCCGGAAGAGAUAGACAAACUUCAGCGACGCAAGCUAGAAAUCGAGGUCGAAAUCCACGCUCUCGAACGGGAGAAAGAUGCUGCUAGCAAAGAACGCCUCAAGGUUGCCAAGAAAAACAUCUCCGAGAUUGAGGACCAGUUGAAACCUCUCAAGGCUCACUACGAAGCCGAGAAGCAACGUGGCGAUGAGAUCAACCAGGUUAGGAGGAAGAUCGACGAACUUAAGGCCAAAAUUGAGGAUGCAGAGCGAAGGUACGACCUCGCCACCGCAUCCGAUUUGCGAUACUACGCCAUUCCUGACCUCCAAGCCCGCUUGGAGAAGCUUGAGCAGCAGAAGGCUGCCGAGGCUGCUGAAGGGACUGGGGCAGACGUUGUUACUCCCGACUCCAUUGCUGAUAUCGUCGCCAGAUGGACCAAUAUUCCGGUAACCCGUCUGGUCACCACCGAGAAGGAGAAGCUGUUGCGCAUGGAGAAGAUCUUGUCGGAGAGUGUUAUCGGCCAGCAGGAUGCAGUCAAGUCUGUGGCCAAUGCUAUCCGCCUGUCUCGAAGCGGCCUUUCCAACCCGAACAGACCUAUCGCCAGUUUCUUGAUGGCUGGGCCUUCGGGAACAGGUAAGACGCUCAUGGCAAAGACGCUCGCCACAAUCUUGUUCGACUCUCCCGAUGCCAUGAUUCGUAUCGACGCCUCUGAAUACUCCGAGAAGCAUUCCAUCUCGCGGCUCAUUGGCUCUCCUCCCGGUUAUGUCGGCUAUGACCAAGGUGGCCAACUUACAGAAUACGUGCGCCGAAAACCAUACUCCAUCAUCCUCAUUGAUGAGAUUGAGAAGGCCUGUCGGGAAUUCGUCACUAUAUUCCUACAAGUCCUUGACGAUGGUCGCCUGACGGACGGUCAAGGUCGUGUGGUGGACAUGAAGAACACUGUGAUUAUCAUGACCUCCAACUUGGGCGCCGCCUACCUUCAUGAUAUGCCAGAAGGACCCGUCUUGCCGGAGACUCGCUCGCUGGUUAUGGGUGCCAUAACUGCGCAUUUCCCUCCCGAAUUCAUAAACCGUAUCGACGACAUCAUUGUCUUCCGCGCUCUUUCCCACAAGGACAUCCUCAAGAUUGUCGACCUUCGCCUCAAGGAGGUUGAAGAUCGCCUGGAAGACAGGAAGAUUAAACUCGACCUUGAUGCCGAUUCGAAGCAGUACCUCAUGUCCAUGGGCUAUUCGACGCAAUUCGGUGCUCGUCCUCUAAACCGUGCGAUUCAGAGUGAAUUGCUGAACCCUCUCUCUGUGCACUUGCUGGCUGGCCGAGUGUUGCCAAACGAGACCGUCAAAGUCCGCUUCGAUGGACCCCACAACCGGUUACAAGUCAUUCCCAACCACGAGGGCGAGAUGAAGGAGGAAUGGAUGGAUGUUGACACGGACUUGGACGAUGGCAUCGAGAUUGAGGAGAUGGAUUAAGAACUUGGUUCAUUAGUACAGGGCGCGAUUCAUGGUCAUUAAAAAAAGCUUUAGAACAUUGUAAAACAGUUCCGUCUGCAUUUGUAUAUUAGUCGCAUGUUAUAUGUCCAUUUUCUUUUUCUU
Messenger RNA from Coprinopsis cinerea okayama7#130, 2850 nucleotides. Its product is annotated as heat shock protein. The transcript has 8 exons. Gene Ontology annotation, molecular function: ATP hydrolysis activity; ATP binding. NCBI's taxonomy places the organism in Eukaryota, Fungi, Basidiomycota, Agaricomycetes, Agaricales, Psathyrellaceae. The coding region runs from base 1 to 2727 and encodes 908 amino acids. Gene Ontology annotation, biological process: cellular response to heat. Gene Ontology annotation, cellular component: cytosol; cytoplasm. The record is from RefSeq and is a predicted model, not a curated record.